Prinia subflava (tawny-flanked prinia) is the source of this 1027-nucleotide messenger RNA. RefSeq names its product AT-rich interactive domain-containing protein 1A-like. The transcript is spliced from 4 exons. Bases 1 to 765 code for a protein of 254 amino acids. Lineage: Eukaryota; Metazoa; Chordata; Aves; Passeriformes; Cisticolidae. The record is from RefSeq and is a predicted model, not a curated record.
AUGGCGAGAGUGGGGACGGUGCCUGGACAGGUGCUGUGGGAUAUAAGACUCUUUUCUGUGCCUUCUUGUGUAUGUUCGGUGUCCCCUUUUCGUGGGGGAGGUGAGGGCGCGGGCAGGGAGCUCGGCGGAGCCCCUCGCUGCGGCCCGGCCGCCUUUGCCGCCCAUUGUGUGGCCGUUGCCGCGGCGACGGCAGCAGCUGCCGGCGGCCUUGGCGGCGGCCCCGGGCGGGCCCGUGGCGCGGCCGCGGCUGAGGGCCGUGUUUGCCAACACCGGGCACACGGCCCCGGCCCGGCCUGCCCGCAACCCGGCCUGCCCGCAGCCCGCCCGGCGCAGCCAGGGACGCUCCCCGCGGGAAGCCACCCGCACACGCGUGCCCGUGGACACGCCCAGGGACUCUUCCCUUCAUCGCUCCUGGCACCCGGGGUUCCCCUGGACGGGUCCCGCUGCCAGCCGGGGCCGUGGGGCUGCAGCGUCCCGCUGCCCCGGCAGCGUUUAAUGCGCGCUGUCCCGGGCAGCUUGUUUCUCUCGCAGAUUUACGGCAGGAGAUUUGCUGCUGAUGCUGACCUUUCUUCCUCCGUCCCGGUAGAGUUCUUGGGGAGAUGGAGGCAGCAACACCGAGGCAAGCUUUGCCAGAAGGGGGAAGAAAGUGGGAUACAACAGAACCACAUCUGUCAUCAUCUCUGCUCCAACAGAACCACAUCUGUCACUCCAGGAGGACUUAUUUGGACUGCUUCCAACACCCUGACUGAGAGAGUGUCAGCCUGAGAACCAAGGACACCGUUGCAGCUUCAGGCCCAAAAAGUAUGAACAACAGCAAAUUGAGGAGAGCAACCUGGGAGGAUGGGACUUCAUAGCCUGAAGCUGUAAUUGGACAAUUGACCCCAAUAUGUAAAUGAACCAAAACGUGUAAAAGUGUGAAAAUGUGUGACCUAUCAUCCAUCUUGGGUGUAGCCACAACCAGGCUCUUGUACUGCCCAAGGUGUAUCUUGUGAAGACCUUUUAAUAAAUACCUACUUUAUUCCUUUAA